This is a messenger RNA of Hyla sarda, 3794 nucleotides long. RefSeq names its product structural maintenance of chromosomes 6 (gene SMC6). Gene Ontology annotation, biological process: double-strand break repair via homologous recombination. The transcript has 27 exons. NCBI's taxonomy places the organism in Eukaryota, Metazoa, Chordata, Amphibia, Anura, Hylidae. Gene Ontology annotation, cellular component: nucleus; site of double-strand break; Smc5-Smc6 complex. Gene Ontology annotation, molecular function: single-stranded DNA binding; damaged DNA binding. The record is from RefSeq and is a predicted model, not a curated record. The coding region runs from base 173 to 3436 and encodes 1087 amino acids.
GGCUUGAGUGAUCUCGCUUCCUGCAGUUUGAGGCAAGUUUGAGCUUGUUGUGGUUAGCGGCUGUGGCGCGAGGAGGGACGGGCAAAGACAGAGAGAAAGACAGCGCCGCCGGCGGGGUGAGGCGGGUACCGGGAGCGCAGAUCUUUGAGCCGUCCUUAUUUCUUGAUGAGUAAUGGGUAAAAGAAAGGAAUCGAGUCCGCUGAGCACCCCCGGAAAUGGCAAGAGAGCGCGAGCCGACGACGGGCAGGAAGCCAGGAGAUCCUGUGUGAAUGGCGGCUCCCAGUCAAGUACGGCUGAAGUUGGGAUCAUCGAAAGCAUUUCCUUGAAGAACUUCAUGUGCCACGCGAUGCUCGGGCCGUUCAACUUUGGACCAAACGUGAACUUUGUUGUGGGGAACAAUGGAAGUGGUAAAAGUGCGGUUCUGACAGCUCUUAUUGUGGGACUGGGUGGAAAAGCUGCCAUCACAAACAGAGGGACGUCCAUCAAGGGAUUUGUGAAAGACGGACAGACUUCUGCUGAUGUUACCAUUAAAUUGCGGAACAGAGGACAGGAUGCCUUCAGACCUGACGUGUAUGGAGAGUCCAUUAUUGUACAGCAGCGCCUUACAGCAGAUGGUGGUCGCAGUUAUAAAAUGAAAAGUUCCACAGGCUCAUUGAUUUCCUCUAAGAAAGAAGAACUCACAGCAAUCCUUGACCAUUUCAACAUACAGGUUGACAAUCCAGUAUCUGUUCUAACACAAGAGAUGAGCAAACAUUUCCUGCAGUCUAAGAAUGAGACAGACAAAUACAAGUUUUUUAUGAAGGCAACACAGUUGGAUCAAAUGAAGGAAGAUUACUCCUAUAUCAUGGAGACUAAGACCAGAACUCGAGACCAGAUCAAUUUUGGAGCUGAGAGGCUUCAGGAGCUGAAGCGAGAAUGCAUGGAAAAAGAGGAGAAGUUUAAAAGUCUGGCUUCACUUGGUGAAAUGAAGGAAAAGCUGGAGGAGCUCAAGCGUAAAAUGGCCUGGGCCUUGGUGAACGAAGCAGAGAAACAAAUUCUCCCCUUCAGGGAUAACAUAGCUGCAGAGGAGGGGCGUACUGUCAGAUUCGAGCAGAAAAUCAAUGAAUGGCUGGACAAAGUCAAAAAUGCUCAUGAAAAUUUCCGAGCCCUACAAGGCAAAUUGGAGGAGAUCAGCAGGGAUGCCCAAGCGCUAAAGCCACAGGGUAUUGCUUUGAAGGAUGGCAUGCAACAGAGAAAACGGGUUUAUCAUGAAUCUGAGGUUUUAUAUAAUCGAUUUAGGAUGGAACUGAAACGCCUGGAAAGGGAUGCUGAGCAGCUCAACAGACGUAUCCAUGAGUUACAAAACAGUGCGGAUAAUGUAUCUGAGGAAGAAAAGAUCGCAAGACUGGAAGAAAUAAACCAGCUCAAUGUUAAAAUAAAAGCACUUCACGACCAAGACAUCACUACCACUGAGCAGAUCAACCAGUUCCAGCAAGCACUUUAUAGAGAUAAGGAAGAACGCAACAAACUCGUUAAUGCUGAGCGUGAUCAGAAACAGAAAGUGGAUGCUCUUAAGCGACAGAUAAAAGAGUUACAUGAUAGCAAGACGGACAGAUUGAGAAGAUUUGGACAGCACAUACCCACCUUGCUUGCCGAAAUUGAUGAAGCUUACAGGCAGAGACGUUUCAGGGAGAAGCCCAUUGGACCGUUAGGGGCCUGCAUACGUUUAAAAGACCCAGAGAUGGCACUUGCAGUGGAAAGUUGUCUGAAGUCUCUGGUCCUUGCCUUCUGCUGCGACAACCAUCAGGAUGAAAGGACGUUGCAGAGCCUCAUGGUCAAAGUCUUCCCGCACGGUCAGAGGCCACAGAUCAUUGUCACUCAAUUUCGCAAUGAAAUGUAUAACGUUUCACGAAGAGAAGUGAUUCAUCCAAAAUAUCCAACAGUAUUGACCUCUUUGGAAUUUGAUAACCCUAAUGUUGCCAACUGCUUGAUUGAUAUGAGAGGAAUUGAGACGGUGCUGCUAAUAAAGAAUAACAGUGAAGCUCGAGAAGUAAUGCAGAAAAGCAGCAAUCCGCCCAGAAACUGCAGAGAAGCCUUUACUGCUGAUGGAGACCAGGUCUACAAAACCCGCUACUAUUCCUCCGAGUUCAGGAGACCCAGAUAUCUGGGCGGUGAUGUGGAAGGGGAAAUCAGUCACCUGGAGAGAGAGGUAAAUGACAUUGUGGGUCAGUUUUCCACUAUCCAGCAGCGAGUGCGCACCAUAGACGGGGAAGUCAGGAAAAAUGACAGCUUACUCCGCCAACAUCAUGAGACAAAGAAGAGAAUACAGGUACAGGUUAGGGAAGCAAAUGCUCGAAUAACAGAAUUGGAGAAUGUGGAGGAACAGCCAUCCAUUGACAUAUCUACAUUGGAGGCUGAAGUGCAAGAAAACAAGAAGAGAAUUGAAGAUGUUAAAGAGAAAAUGGAGAAGGCCAAACUGGAUAUGGAGGAAAAUAAGUCUAUGUUCUUGGAGUGUGAGCGUCAGUAUGAAGACAUCAAAACCAGGAUUAACUCUGUAUCUGAAGUUGCUGAACCAGUGAAGGAAGAUCUUCACAAAGUGGACCAGGAAGUGGAGAACUGCAAGCGUCAUAAGAAACAUUAUGAGGAGAAGCUCAGGGAGCAUUUAAAUGGAAUUAAGAAGCAGAAAGAUGAACUGAGUGCUAAAGAGCGAGACCUGGAGGAGAAGGUGGCUAAGGCAAAACAGAUUUUUCCUGAGCGGAUGGAAGUUUCACGGACAGCUAGGAGUUUGGAUACGGAAAUAAACCACCUUCGAGAUAAGAUAAACUCGGAACAUCAUCUUCAUGGGAGCAGAGAAGAAAUAAUAAAAGAGUAUCAUUCUGCAAAGGAGAACUAUCAGGACAUGGAGAGUAAAGUCAAGAACCUGAAAGUGUUUGUUAAAUUAUUAGAUGACAUCAUGACUCAGCGAUACAGGAUGUAUCAGCAAUUUCGAAGGUACCUUACUUUACGAUGCAAGUUUUACUUUGACUCCUUACUGUCUCAAAGAGCUUAUUCUGGGAAAAUCACAUUUGACCACAAGAAUGAAACUCUCUCAAUAACCGUCCAGCCUGGUGAAGGGAACAAGGCAGCGCUAUCGGAUAUGAGGUCUCUUUCUGGAGGGGAACGUUCUUUCUCUACUGUCUGUUUUGUGCUUUCUCUCUGGUCAAUUGCAGAAUCUCCCUUCCGAUGUCUGGAUGAGUUUGAUGUCUACAUGGAUAUGGUGAACAGGAGGAUAUCAAUGGAUAUGAUGCUAACUAUGGCCGAUUCUCAGAGGUUUCGACAGUUUAUUUUGUUAACCCCCCAACAUAUGAGCUCGCUUCCUUCCAGUAAUCUUAUCCGCAUUCUAAGAAUGCAAGAUCCCGAACGAGGACAAACCACUCUGCCCUUUCACCCUGUGGACCAAGAGGAGGAAGACGAAUGAGAUUACCACUGUUAAUGUAACCUCUACGUCAUGGCUGCCUUCUACGAUGUAUAUGUUUUUGUUUUUUUUUGCAAAAGUGCAAUAGUUUUAAUAUAUUUUCUAUUCUAUUUUGUUAUAUUUCUGUGGGUUGCCCAACUGGUUGUAUUCCUAAAGAGCAAAACCAAAAAAUUUAAAGAAAAUGUGUAAGAAAUGUUAACUAUUUUAUAGUAAAGUUGUUUUAUUUAAAGCGUUAAAUCUACAAAUCUGUGUGUAGCGUUAUCUGUGUCUGUAUGUGAGGAUAAGGCUGUUUCAGGUCGUCUUAUGUUCAUAAAGUAGGGGGGCUACUCUUAUGCCCACAAUAAAAGGGGCGUUAUGGUUC